This is a messenger RNA of Arctia plantaginis, 363 nucleotides long. The record is from the annotation of a GenBank genome assembly. NCBI's taxonomy places the organism in Eukaryota, Metazoa, Arthropoda, Insecta, Lepidoptera, Erebidae.
AUGGAUAUUCCGGAAACCGAGUGUAUAGUCUCUGGCACUUUGAGUUUGGUCCUGUACUUAUCAUGCCUGACAGGAUUAGCCCCUCUGAGGUUUGAAAGCGUCCAGAAAGGGUGGAAGAUCAGGCCCUCAAAAGCUGUCCACGUGUAUGGGAUAUUAUUGAUUACGAUAUUCGUUGUCUUUGCCAUACUAUCUCUAUGUUCAGCUCUCGUGAUGGAACCCAGAUCUUUCCACAUGCGCAACACUUUAGACCGCGUCGUAGGGGUGUUUACUCUCUUACUUCUACUACCAGUAGGAGUGGUGGGAGCACUGACUGGUUAUAAGAGGAUGCGUAAUUUGACCACCUAUUUAGCACAAGUUGACAAG